AUGUACACCUCCUUCCUCCGAGGAGCGCAGAACCUGAAGAGACUCGGCUCUUGGGUUGUUGUCACGGUGCGUGAUGGGAGAGCUCUGCUGCCUGCUAGGGAUCUGACGGAUCGCGUUCGGCCGUGGUCGGUGCAGGGAGCCACGGACGGUAUCGGCAAGGCGCUGGCGAUGGAGGCGGCAAAGAAGGGGAUGAACGUCGUGAUUAUCUCCAGGACCAUGAGCAAGUUGCAAGAGGUGGAGAAGGAGAUCACAGAGAAGAGCAAGGUCAAGGUGAUCUCGAUCGCCUUCGACUUCUCCAGCGCCUCCUCCAACGACUAUGCUUCGCUCAAGACAAAGUUGACGGGGCUCGAGGUCAGGGGUGGAAUCGCCGUCCUGUACAACAAUGUCGGAGUUUCUUAUGAGCACGCGGAGUACUUCACGGAUGUGAGCGAGGAGAGGAUCGCUUCGAUCCUUGAAGUUAACAAUGCUUCCAUGCUGAAGAUGACCAGAAUGGUCCUUCCCGAGAUGCAGAGCAGGAAGAAGGGCGUCGUUGUGAACGUGGGAUCAUUCGAAGGGAACAUUAACGCUCCUUUCUAUGCAGUUUACGGCGCCUCCAAGGCGUUCGUCGAGUCCUUCAGCAAGUCCAUGAACGUGGAGCUGAGAGGGACUGGAGUGUGUGUGCAGAAUCACGUCCCUCACUAUGUGGCCACGAAGAUGGCGAUCCCCAACGAGAAGAGAAGGAAGGGAAGCUUCAUGACGCCAUGGCCGAACCAGUGGGCCAAGGCCUCGCUCGCUUGCGUCGGAUAUGAAUCUUACUGCACUCCCUACUGGCCCCAUGCCCUCCAGGUGCUUCAUCCUGACCUUUGUCUUAUGUCUUCGCUACUUCCUAUCUCCUCCUCCUCCUCCUAA
Messenger RNA from Guillardia theta CCMP2712, 888 nucleotides. RefSeq lists its product as hypothetical. NCBI's taxonomy places the organism in Eukaryota, Cryptophyceae, Pyrenomonadales, Geminigeraceae. Gene Ontology annotation, molecular function: oxidoreductase activity. The record is from RefSeq and is a predicted model, not a curated record. The transcript has 8 exons. The coding region runs from base 1 to 888 and encodes 295 amino acids.